CAGUGGACCAAAACAGAACGGAAAUUCGCUAAUGUGACCGAUCAGGUGACGAGUCGAACGGCACAGUUUUCCUUCGCUGUUCCCACAAACUGGAGCAACAAAACCCCGAAAUGACCCCUAAUCCGAGUGAAAACAAGCUCAAAUCGGGCCCUUCGGAGGAGUCCAGUGGCAGCGGAGACGACCAGCAGGCGACGGGAUCCGGAGAGGAGUACGAUGACGAGGAAAUCGAUGUUUCCCUAGAUGACUUCGACUCGGUCAACUCGUACCUGGAUUCGCUCAAUUCGGCCCUGGAUGCCAUCGAGCAACGUAAUGACGAUCUCAAGGAGCAGCUGUUGAAUCUGCUGCAGUCCAAUCGCGAAAUUCGUCAAUCCAUGCAGGAGGAGAAUGCCAAGCGAUCGGCGGAUGGAGGCGGCCCUAGCGAACCAGCCCCGGAAGCCGCCUCCGAAGAUGCUAUGGAACAUUGAGUUUUCGUCACGAUUCAUUCCCACCCGUUUGAAGGAAGUAUUUGUUAUAAUGGUAGGAUAAGGCACGAGCAAUAGUUGUUGUAAAUAAAUAUGGUUGCGUUGAUGACUGUG
Molecule: messenger RNA, 575 nt
Organism: Aedes aegypti (yellow fever mosquito)
Lineage: Eukaryota; Metazoa; Arthropoda; Insecta; Diptera; Culicidae
Product: UPF0184 protein AAEL002161
Exons: 2
Coding region: 111-464 (117 amino acids)
Source: RefSeq, a predicted model, not a curated record